AUGCCCUCUCAACGCCGUCCCCCGAACCUCCGCCGCCUCCUUGGAAAGCUGAGCCUCCGUUCCCGCAAGAAAUAUGAUUCCAGACUCCUGCAGCUCCCCGUUGAGCUUCUCGAAGAGAUUCUCUCCCACCUAGAGCCUGCAUCACUGGAAAGCGUCUGCCUCGUCUCUCGCGAGCUCCAGCCCAUUGCGGUCCCAUUUCUCUUCCGGGCUGUCACGCUGGACUUUGCUCGAGGAUUGCAGUUCAUGCGUUCAAUUGACGGGAAUCCCUCGUUAGCGAAGCAUGUGCAUUCAAUCACACUGCAUGAAGAUCACAUGGCCACCCUAGAACAUCAGGUCAAGUAUGCCGCUUACACUAAGAGACUCGAAAGUGUUAUUGCAACUUGCGAAAAGCUCCGGAAUCUUACCAUCAAAGCGCCCAAUAUCCGUGACGCCCUCAGUUCCAUGGCUUUUUCGAAUGACGUAAAUAUGCGCGCGCUUGCUGGGAAGGAAAAACCAUUCCAAACCUAUUUCGUCCCAAUCCUCCAGCCAUCAUGUUUGGCUAAUCUGCAGACUUGUGAACUCAAUCUGAGCGACGGGACUGGAUGGAACCUUGCCCAACGCGACUGCAUCUUUUUCCAUCCUCGGCUCAAACGCCUGUCGAUUCUAGGUGCCAUAAUUCCAGAAUUGAUAUCCUUCACCGAAAGUCACGGGCAUACCACGCCUUUGGAGGAGCUCUCCCUGAUGUGCUGCGACAUCAGUCCCAAAGCACUUGGCAAGAUCAGUUCGGUUCCCAGGGCCCUUCGCCGUUUCACAUACAUCGGGUCCCCACACCAACGCAUGUGCGGCUCGGGAGUGAACACCAGUAUGCACCAUAAGCUUUACUUCGAAGCCCUGGAGCCACAGGCCUCGUCGCUGGUGUACCUCAAUGUCAGCUUCUGGAAACGAAAGGUUUUGGACACUCCCGUUAUGAACUUCCAAUCCUUCUCUUCGCUAGAAUCCUUGACAAUCCAGCCUGCAAUCCUCCAGGGCAACAGUCAGGACUUUUUCAAUCUCACGCCGUUCACGUCCAAUCCCUUCCCCACCAGUCUAGAGCGUCUCAUGCUCUUCGAUGUGAGACUCAUGUUUCUUCCGUCAUUGGAAGCCAACUAUGUCUCUUCUCUGGGCCGAUGGAUCCUGGAUGGUUCGCUGCCGAACUUUACCAGGCUUACUUUUGCGAACCCGGACGAAGCGGCUAGGAUCCCGCCCCCUCAAAUCCCUCCCGAUCUUGAGGCAGCAUUCGAGGGUAAGGUGGUGGAACGGGUGGAAUUUAUCAAGCACAGACGAUUCCCCAUUAGUUGCGAUUGCUGCGAAUACAAUAUGGGCACUUGGGAAAUGGUGUUCUGA
Molecule: messenger RNA, 1362 nt
Organism: Aspergillus calidoustus
Lineage: Eukaryota; Fungi; Ascomycota; Eurotiomycetes; Eurotiales; Aspergillaceae
Source: the annotation of a GenBank genome assembly